Taeniopygia guttata (zebra finch) is the source of this 11431-nucleotide messenger RNA. Lineage: Eukaryota; Metazoa; Chordata; Aves; Passeriformes; Estrildidae. The record is from RefSeq and is a predicted model, not a curated record.
UAGCGGCCCGCUGGCGCUGCCCCAGGCCGCUGAGGGAGCCGUGACGGGGAAGGAGCUGAAGGAGCCGGUCCGGGCACUCCGGGGCCGCCUGAGGGGAAGAAGGGAGUCCUGGGGCUUCUCUGCCCCAGGCUGCUUCACCUCGGCUCGGCUCAGCCCAGAGGGCCGCGCUAGCCCCAAAGGCACCAGUGAAAAGCCCCAGGUGCCCGGGCGGCGGUGCCGAGGGAGCUGAGGCGGCAAAAUGGAGGCCUGCGCGUCCCCUCACGGGCAGCGCGCGGGUGGGGUCGAUGGCUGAGAAGGACGUUUCCCAUGCUGUGUGUACCGGGCCAGCCUGACUGAGUGGCUGAGUGACUGAGCAAAGCAGUAGAGCAAGAGGAUGGAAACCCUUGGACUUCUCAUCUUGGAGGGAGGAGGACAUCUCUGAGCAAAUCAGGAAAAUAUUGGUUGUAAGCAGGGGUAACUGCAAGAAGUGCUAGUAAGCUGGAGGACGGAAGGAGGGGAACAUCUGGCAUCUUGCCUGGAUGUUCACAGCAGUUACUGGCCAUGUCCUGUUUGGGAGGGAGAGCAGGUCAGCGAAAUGCUGGAAGCAGGAAAGCCCUUUCAGAUCCCUUUCCAUCAGAAGACAGCACCAGUCGCCGCCGCCGAGCAAGCAGGGAAAGGAGAGCUGGAGGAGCGCCGCGGCGGCCGCAGCUCGCCCGCCCGCCCCGGCUGCCGCCCUCAAAAGAUGCACUUCAGCACCGUCACCAGGGACAUGGAAGCUAUCUCCAGCCCCUGGCUCACCCAGCUGUCCCAUUUUUGCGAUGUUGCAGCUUUCACGGCCAACAGCCUGAGCAGCCUGAACGCCUCCGGGGGGUACCACCUCUCCCCCUCCCCGGGGGACCCGUACGGACAGCAUGAGCCGCCGCACUACGAACCCUGCACGGCUCAGCAGCACCCGCACCCGCCGCCCCAACCCCAGCACGGCUACCCUUUCGGCGGGGCGGCGGCGGCGGCCGGGACCAACCCGCCGCCCCCAGGCCCCGAGCAGCCCGAGGGCGCCGGUGGAGCCGCUGCCGGGCCGAACGCAGUCUCGGGCUGCUCUGCGGGGGCUGCCGCCGCGGCCAAGGCGCCGGUGAAGAAGAACCCGAAGGUGGCAAACGUGAGCGUCCAACUAGAGAUGAAGGCGUUGUGGGACGAGUUCAACCAGCUGGGCACCGAGAUGAUCGUCACCAAGGCAGGCAGGCGCAUGUUCCCCACCUUCCAGGUGAAGAUAUUUGGGAUGGACCCUAUGGCUGACUACAUGCUUCUUAUGGAUUUUGUCCCGGUGGAUGACAAGCGAUACCGGUACGCCUUCCACAGUUCCUCCUGGCUGGUGGCUGGCAAAGCCGACCCCGCCACCCCCGGGAGAGUCCAUUACCACCCGGAUUCCCCGGCCAAAGGGGCGCAAUGGAUGAAGCAGAUCGUUUCCUUCGAUAAGCUCAAACUAACCAACAAUUUGCUGGAUGACAACGGGCAUAUCAUUUUGAACUCCAUGCACAGAUACCAGCCGCGUUUUCACGUGGUCUACGUGGACCCCCGGAAAGACAGCGAGAAGUACGCGGAGGAGAACUUCAAAACUUUCGUCUUCGAGGAGACGCGCUUCACGGCAGUGACCGCCUACCAGAACCACCGGAUCACGCAGUUGAAGAUUGCAAGCAACCCUUUUGCCAAGGGAUUCAGAGACUGCGACCCUGAGGACUGGCCCAGGAACCACAGGCCAGGGCCUCUUCCUCUCAUGAGCGCUUUUGCCAGAUCCCGGAAUCCAGUCUCUUCCCCAGCCCACCAGAAUGGGACAGAGAAAGAUGCUGCCGAGAGCCGGCGGGAGUUCGAGCGGGAGGCCGGCGGGACGGCGCUGCACCAGGCCGAGGCCGCGCACCAGCAGCUCAUGUCCCGCGUGCUCAGCCCGGCGCUGCCGGGCGGAGGCGGCGGGCUGGUGCCGCUGGCCGGGGCGGGCGGCGGCCGGCCCAGCCCGCCGCACCACGAACUGCGCCUGGAGCCCGCCGCGUCGGAGCCGCUGCACCACCAUCCCUACAAGUAUCCGCCGGCGGCGGCCGCCGCCUACGACCACUACCUGGGGGCGAAGAGCCGGCCCGCCCCCUACCCUCUCCCCAGCAUCCGCGGGCACAGCUACCACCACCAUCAUCACCACCACAUGAACGCGGCGGCCGCGGCGGCGGCGGCUGCCAACAUGUACUCGCCGGCAGGAGCACCCGCCGGCUACGACUACGGGCCCCGGUAACGGGGCACCGGCGGCACGAGAGACACCGGCCUCCCCCUUCCCGCCUUUCCCCCACCUCCCGCCUUACGAGUGAGCUGAUUGGCCAGUUUGACCUGAUGGACAACCAGACAGCCCAAUCGCCGGCAGCCGGGCCCCGCCCCGCGCCCCGCCCUGUGGGGGCUGUGAGGGCGGCGAUGCCGGGAGCUCCAUCGCGGUGUGACCCGCGGCUGCACUUUGAUAAAUGAAGCCAUAUGUCCUUAUCUCCCUUUCCCCCGCGCCUCCGUUCGUGCCGGGCACCGAGGACCGUCGGGCGGCUGGGAUGCGGUGGGAGGACGGUGAGGCGGCAGCGGUGAAGUGACUUGUCCCCUCUCACUCGCCCGCCGGGUCUUCUGAGGGAGGUUUGGUGUUACCGCCGGCGGGGGCGGUGCCCGCGGGCCCUGUAGGUGAGCACCGAGCAGGGGCUGUGGGGCCGGCCCUGAGCCAAGUGUCGUCCUGCACUUGUCGGUGUCAGCCCUUCCCAACCCGGGGCACACCGAGGGCUGGUUCACAGGUGGCUCAGCUGGUUGUUUGAGGAGACUCUUGGGGAAGCAGAGUUUAGUUUAAAGGAGUGCUUUGAAUCCUUACUGCCAGAACAAAUUUCCCACUUCUCCUCUGGCCCUGACCCAUUCGCAAGUUUUGGGGUUCACUGGGGUGCCUUAGCCAUAGCAUCAUUUUCUGGUGCUGUUGAGAAGGCCAAGAGCACAGCAUGUUCAGCUGUGUUUGCAUCUUGUUUUCCCAACAAUACCUGCAAACGUUUAAAAACCAGCCUGUGGGUGGGGGAAUAUCUGCAGAUUUCAGGCUGUGUGUUUCCCACAUGCUUCUCAGGGAGCCUCACACAGUUCUGCCUUCCUGCAUCCUUUCCUGAGCUCUUGAAUACUCUCUCAUGGAGGUGCCUUUUAAAGGGACUUCAGGGUCUUUUUCUCAGACUGGCUCACCCUUUAUAUUUGGCUGACCCAAACUCAAGUAGUUCUAAAGCAUCUAUUCUGCAUUACCUGCUUGCUGCAUCUUCCCUCUUAAUGCUGGUAAGUACUUUUUCUUUUUCCUUUAGUGUCUUCAUUCAGUAGUCGUUCCUUACUGCUAAAAAGAUGGCCCUGUUCAUCAGAGUUCUCCAGUGAUGUUUUUUUAAUAGUUGGUUUGUGUUUUGUUGGAUGCUCACCGAAGGCAGUCCCUUUGUGUUCAAAGAAGGUAUUGAGCAGCUCCUCAGCUGUGUUGGUGUACAGUAUUAUGAACACUUUCCUAAUUCUUCCACAUGAAUCCAUUGAAAGAUGGGGGUUGUUUCUUUUAAAGUCAUCUAUUCAUCCAUGUGCCUUUUUAUUCACAAACUCUUUAAAACAUGUUCUUUCCCUGGUGCAGGUGGCAGUGUUAAUAGCAAUGUUUAUUUUGUCUCUGGCAGUGGGCUUUGAGCUUCCAAAACCUUUUUGGAAAGGUUUAAGAAGGGAUACAAGCUACCAUGAAUAUUUUAUGUAACUUUUUUUCUGUUAAAAAAUAUAUCUGGAUCCAUAAAAAAAAGACUCGUGCAAGAAAUAUGUAUUUUAUUUGACAUUUGCAGUGAAUUGUGAGAUUCUUAGUGUCUGACUAAAGCAUAAUGUUUUCAGAAAGGUUGAUGUAAAAUAGCUUUGUGCUUAUUAUUAGUCAGUGGGAAAUGGCUCUGGGAUGUGCUCUGUUGCUUUGCCGCUGUUAUUUCAGAAUUUUCAGUAUGAUUUGUUAUCUGUAAACUGAUUAGUGCCAAAGCUUUGGUCAAAUGUUUAAUGAAGUUGUUAUAUUUAUUAUUUCCUUCAAAGAUUAUACAAACCCUUUUUUUUUUUUUUCUUGAUAGUUGCAGUGUAGGAAAAAAGUGAAGACAACCAAAGAAUCAUAUCUGCAAAGUGUAGAUACAUGUAGAUAUUUGUAGAUAUAUGUAGAUAAUCUUAUUUCAAUUGAAAAGACAUUGGACAGUGACAUUUAUAAAUAUUUUUCCUCUUCUUUCUUUCCUUCAUUUCUUGUUUGAUUAUUUGUGUAUAUUUGUCAGUUUGUCUGCCCUGAAAUCUAAGCUCCCCCUACAAAAUGCAGUUAUUUAAAUAAGGAGAGUUCUUAGUCUGAGCAAACAGUGACUCUCCACAGGUGAUUGCUCCUUCUCUUCUGUCCCUGGUUGCCACAGGUGCCCAUGGUUGUGGUAAUCUAUCACAAUACAACAGUUUGCAAGGCUGGGGCUCCCAGGUGAAAACAGAUCUGUUUGUAAUGAUAAGCACCUGUUCUCUUCAAACACACAUAGAAUGACCCAGGGUGCCAGGACUAAACUGUGCCCUUAAUGAAAGUGGCUCAAGAUCCUUGCCUUGAUUGUAGGAAUUUCAAUUUUAUAUUUGUUAGAAGAAGAUAAAAUCACAGAACUUCAAGCUGUGGGUAGUGGGCCCUCAGGAUCACUGUUCUGUGUUCUGUGCUAAAGAACCACUGCAGAGGUCCUGAGGCUGACUGGGAAGGAGAGCAUGCAGCUACAGUCUGAGAAAAUGGUAUUUCUAACCAUGCAUUUAGUCCAUCAGCAUGCAAGGUGCUUAGACAUGUUCACAUUAAAGCAUGUUAGCAGUCCAGUUCAUGUUGUGUUUUAAUCCUUAAAUCAAGAUUCUUCAGGGCUUUGACUGGUGUCCCUCCUUCCAUAAUAAUGUCUGUCUCACUGGAUGGGAGUGUUACAGAUAUGGAAAGCAAAAAGGGUUAUUUUUCUAUCCCAACAAAAAAUCCACUUCAAAUAAACAAAACCCCAUAUUGCUGCAGAUUGACUAGUAGAAGGGUUUCGAAAAUCACAGAAAAAUUUGUAACACUCUAAUGUCAUAUUACCUGUCAGCCUGUUAGUCAGGAUAUGUCAUGUAUAGGCUAUGCAUUAUCUGUAUAUUGUAGAUUCAUUUGACAAAUGACUUUGUAUGAUUUGGUUACAUGUCUGGUUAAAUUUCAUUCAGCCAUGCUGUCACCAAGGUCCAUGGCACAUUCUAGGAAAGAAGGUGGCCACUUUUCCAGGCAAUACUUCCACUUGUGGUUUCCUCAAGUCACACAAAGCACUUACACAUAAAGUGUGUUUAAAAGCUGCUGUAAAACAGGCCCAGGUGUGGAAGUUACAAGCAUCCUUUGUCCUUUCCAAAUAGGGCUGGAGACUAAAUUAGCCAUCUAGCUCUAUUUUCUAGAGGUACAGGCUGAGUUCAGCGAUUGCUUCUGAGGUCUGAAAACCACAUCGCCUAGCUCAGUGGAUAAAUCCAGGAUUAGUUCCUUGUUCCAUGCAGGUGGAACAAGGGUGGCCUUUGCUUAAUCACUUAACCCAAAUACUGGGGACAGUUGCAGUUUUCAGAAAUGGCUUUCUGCAUUUGAUUUUAUUCUAUCCUUGCUAGUGGAAUUGACUGAAUUAAAUGUAGGAUAGGAACAUGGGGAUGAAACUCCUGUGUGUUUGCAGUGUUCAUGCACACUCUUUACACAUUUCACAGAUGAUCUCUUUAGUCUUUCCUUCUCUUUAGGGAGGCCCUAUAACUCUCUGGCUAGAACUGUGCAAGUAGUCCCCAGCAGCUGCCUCUCAGCAUCCUGGGGUGCUGGCAUCUCUUCAGCCAGUCUCAAGCACACGUACAAGGACUGUAGUAGGUGUAGAAAAGGUGUUCUGCAUGCAGCAGCUGCUGGGGGACAGUGAACCCAUGAGCUGUGGGCUUCUAGAGCAUCUCUACAUAGAGCUGUGGCUAGUGGGGCUACAUGGCUUGGGGCCACCUCGGCUGGGGCACUGUCCUUUCCUGCCAAGCAUUCCUCCUUCUCUCCAGCAAGUGGAUUUCAGCCUGUGAUGCUGGAUCCCUCACCAAAGGGCAGUUGUACCUUGAUCUGUCUGGAAUAAGAAAAGCAGGUUCAGUCGUGCUGUGUAAUGUUCUGCCUAUGUAAAGGGAUCCCUGUAGCCUCUAGAAACAAGUCAGGCACCCACAGGUUUGGGCUGGGGGGCAGAAGCUGAGCCCUGCUGCCUGGAGAAGGCUGGAAGAGCAAACGCAGCAGUACCUGCAAAGCAGGUUUCAGCAUCAUUACCCAAAGAGCUCAAAAAGCUGCCGCGAGCCUGUUGAACACGGCUGGGCUGGAAGGUGGGAGAAGAGCGUUUGUGUGAACAGACACGUGUUGGUUCUUGGUGCUUUGCCUUCUGUCGUUCGCUUUCCUGAUAGGUUGAAACCAAAUUCUGCAGCGCGUUGAGACCGCGGGUGCUUUGGCCUGACCCGCGGUUUGUGUGAAACUGCCGCUGUGGGCAGAGGCACACCCAGCGUGUCCCGAGGGUCACCUCGGAGGGUCCCCGCGGGUGUCGCUGCCCCGUGGCCGCGGUGGAGGAGGAGGAAGAUGCUGCGCGCACCCCGGCCGGCCCUGCCUGAAGAGCCGGCUCCCUCCAGAGGGAAGAGCCGGGCAUGGCACGCGGUGGAUUCGGCACUCACGGAAAAUUAAAAGGGCUUCAUCUUCUGGAGCUGGGAAAUACGCGAUGAGCGGAAAAUAUAGAUUAGGGGAUUAAAGGAAAGAUUUUAUCUUUGAAACACUCUAGCAUAAAUGAGAAGGGGCAGUCUCCUGUGAGUUACAAUUUGAGGAUACUCAGCCAGCAAUGGCUUAGCCAUUGCUCUAAGCUGGUGUUAUUAAGAAUCCACUCUGCAUGUGUAGAGGCCAGUACUUGUGUAUGGAUGCAACGUUUUUCUAAACAUAAGCAUGUUUUUCUUCAUUUAAUCAUUCCAAUUGAAUUGAUUGCUAAGAUACAUAAUUUACAUAGGUAUCUGACAAAUCUAGGUGAAAGUUUUCUAUUAUUGCCAUUAUCAUGAGCUCAGCAUGUGCAUAUAAAAUGUGCUGUUACAGUGAGAUGCCUAUUGUCAGUGGGAAUCUAGAUAGUGUAUCAGAGGUUUGAGAUUUGCAAAUCUCAAAGAAUAGUAUUUAAUACUUUUUUUCCUGCCUGGUAUGCUGCAUACACAGUCAAUGCAAAAAGGAAGAGCUGUUUUUGAAGACACACGUUAAUUUUGAAAAACACAGACAUGUCCCAUAUACCACAUGUAUGUACAUGUACAGGUCUGCUCUCCAAAGGCCCACUGUCCUUCAGGAGGGCUGUGUAAGGCAUUUUGUGUGUUGCAUAUGCCAGAAAACCCACCCUCAUUCCCCCCAUUAAUAGAAAUGACCUAUUAUAAAUUUACCAAAGAUACCGUAGUUUUAUAAAUUGGCCACAUAUGUCUGGGUAAUAUAUUUAUUAUAUCACAUUUCACAGCAUUUCUGUUUUAUGAAAUUCAGCCUUGAAUUUGUCACAUAUGUUUUGCAUAUAUGUGCAAUAGUUGGCCAAGUAUAUCCAAGGAAAGUAUGAUAAAUGUGUUCUUUCCAUAUGGGAAAUUAAAUGUUUUUCCAGAUUUAAAAAAAAAAGUUUAUUAAGAGCAGCCUAUACAAAAUAAUUACAAUAAAUCACUCACUUCUAUUUAGGUUAAAAUUAUAAAUUUGGACUAGUAAUAAAGUGAUUAAGAACAAGAGCCAGAAAAGUCUCAUUUAGGACCUAAUUCUAUAAGUAGAUGGAGCAGCAUAGAUAGAAGAGGCCCUAGACAUUCUCAAGGCUCGCUGCUCCAUGUUGUGACAUCCUGCAGGGCUGCAGAGCAGCUUCCACCUCCUGCUCCCAGUGCAGCUGGAGCUGCUGAAGGACAGCCUCCAUCCCCUCUGUGAGAGCAGCAUGGUGAGAGCGAGUGACCUGAGACAUCCGCUCCAGCCUGGGUCCUGCACCUCUGUGAGCAGUUCUGGUGCUCUCUGGAGAAGGAAAGGGAAUGUUUUCCUGCAGUGUAACCUCCUCCCUGACGCUCCUUCUGGCAGCCAGCGGGUGCUCCAGUGGGCAGGGCAGGACAGCUCAGGUGCCACUGCUGUGCUUAGUGCCUGCCUUCACAGGAGUGACUGCACAGGUGCCCAGGGACUCAGACUGAUGUCCUUGGGCUUUAAAUUGCAAAAAAGUGAAAAAUGGAAUAAACAACAUGUAAAACUUACAGAGGCACCUUGGUGUGAGGUGUUAGCACUAUUACUUUUGUCACUGGUUUUAGCUUGGAUGAUGGACAUUUGUCUUUUGCUCCACUUGCUUCGUGCUCCCACUGUUCCUUGUUCCAGGGGGCAACGCUUCCCCUUGUCGUGGUUCUCUGGCCUGGCUGCUUCAGCUGCCCUUUGUCUGGGGCGUGAGCUACAACCAUGGGCAGCAAGAACCAGCAUGAGAGUGGAGGGGCUGCAGGCAAAGCCAUCAUCUGGAAAGGCCAGAGGAGGGGUGGGAAGAGGCAGCCCUUCUCCCAGGCUGGUUCUAUUUGAGCACUGCCUUGCACAUUUAUUUCAGCAAAUAUGAAGUGAGUCUUUCAUUCUAUUCCCUUUCCUCCUUGUCAACUACUUCAAACCAGAUGAGCUCAAGAGAUAAAACUAUAAAUACUCAAUGUCUCUAUUUAGCAGGAUGCCAAGUCUGCAUGCCAUCAAAAUAUCUGAGGCAAAAAAAUCUGAACAGACAAUACUUACUCUAAGUGUUAUGUUAAGAGCAGCCUAGAUGCUUUUCCAUGAACACAAACAAUGCUUUCACGAAUCACUAAGAUUUUGUAUCAGCAAUUUUUAAAAUUACCAUCAGGACAAGUGCCACAGCCACAUUCUCUGUCAUGUUAAAAAUUAUUCUGUAGGCCCAGUGCACCCACUGCCUUCUUACCUAUGUCAGAACAUGUUUAUAUCAAGCAGUGCCAUGGGGGCUUGGAAAAUGUACUUUUGCAUGUGUGAGAUACCAGAGCUAUGAAGCAGAAUAAUGGCUCAGCAUUUGAGCAUGCUUGCUAAUUUCCUGAUCUGGACAUAAUCAGGAUCAAUCAAUCCUGCCACUGGUUGGCAAAAGAGACCACUGCUGUCCAGAAAGCAUCUGAGGAUUUCUAUGUUUUUUUGCUGCCCUAGCUUAUAUAUACUGAGAAUAAAAACUAGAAGGAAACAGCUGUAAUCUCAAAUAAAUUUAACAGCCUUUUUUAUCCCUUUUUUUUUUUUAAUAAUUGUAACAGAGAAUUAUUAGAAUCGAUAUAUUUUUUACUGCCAUGUCACUCUCCUGUGAGGAGAUAUUUAAUACUGCAGGGUGGUUCUCCUGCAGUACACGUGGCUGCUUCAGGUCCUCAGUCCUUCCCGCUGCUAUCCUCUGUGGCACUGCAGCUUCUGGUUUUAUGACUCUUCCGAGCAGAGACAUAAAUACACCCUCCUCUGGGUGAACACAGGCUUAUUUAGCAGUGUAGAUUGUGGUCCACAGGAUUUCCUACUGUACUGUCACCUUUAAAAAAGGAUGCUGGGGAAGUAAAACCAAGUAUGUCUGAGACAAAAAUAAGCUGGUGUAUGAGUAGGCCAGACCUAUCACUAUAUGGUUCCACCAGGUACUCUUCCUGCCAUCCUUGUCCCUCUCCCAUGGACAAUCUGGCCACUGCUGGGGUUUGCUUCAAGGCACUUCAUACCUUCCACAGUCUUCCUGUCACCUAACUCAGAGGGACAAGUUGCUCCUUUGUUUUGAUUUACCCCUUCACUUCCUCUUUCUCCUUCUCUUACAAACCAAACUGCAAAUCAAAUUUCUCUGAGCUCAGAAUAAAGCAGUACACAGCACUGCUCAUAGGAUAUACAGCUGUGGUUCACUAAUCAGGUGAGCAAAACUUUCCCAACUGAGAGAUUAUAUUUUCAUUUAAUUUGAUACUGUGAGACCCUUACAUGAAUUGCCAUGUCGCCCCCACACACAGUAUGAUCUUAAUUUUGGAUAGCUUCCUUCACAUUAUAGAAGAAACCUCCAGGAUGCCCCAGAAGAGUAGGACAUAGACAAACACAGCCAAGUUUACUUGGAAAAGCUGUAGUAGGGGGACCCAAGCUGGAAUUUCAGAAUAUUACACAUUAGCAGAAACCCCCUUGCUUUUCUCCUUAGUCAUGGUUGAUAGUUUCCUGGUAGCACAAUGGUCAUGCUUAAACAUAAAACUUUAAACAUCAAACUCAGCGCUGCCAUAACAUUGUGUGGUAUUAAUCCAGGCAGUCAUGUGCCAUGUUUUAUGUAAUGAUCCACACUUUCACACCACAGACACACAGCCAGAAAAGGAAACACAUUGAUUUAGCACUCAGUAAUCCUUGUUUAAUCCCCAGUCCUUUGGUUUACAUCACUAACAUGGCUCCUGCAGUAGUCAGUGUUCUAUCUUUGUUCGUGACAGACUGAAUUAAAGGAAAGAUUUAUUAAUUUGCAACUUGGCUUUGUAGAUGCAUCUUAAAUAUGCUAAAAACAAAAGCAGUCCAGCAGACAGUAUUGGCUUAACUAUAAAAAUCUGCUCUUUUAAACUCAAACCUUUUCAACAGUCCAAGUCAAGCUGCAGAGUAAUUUUUUGGCUUCCUGUAGCAAUUGCAUUCUAAAGGACUAAAUUUAACAACUGUCUCACUGCAUGCCCUCAGCUUACUUCCUUUUCACUCAUUACUACAAACACAAUCUCCUCUUUCCUUGCUCAUCUGCAUUAAGGACUGCAGAGUUUUAUGGCUCAUGCACUGAUAAGAGAAAGGAGUUGUAACUAAUGGAUUAAUUUGCAAAUAAUGUUAGAGGGUCAGAGAUCCCAUUCAUGCCAGUGGUGAUAAAUAUUCCAUGUAAUUGCUGCACAAAUGCUGGUGUUUGGGAUUUAUUUUACGAAUGCUGGAUGCUUUCUUCCCUCUCAUGGUGCCAAAGACGGUGAUUCUUUGAUUCUUAGGAGGAAGCCUUUUGUAAUAAUUUAGCUGUCAUCACCUUCACUCCUGAAUCCUCCAGGCCAGGUACAGGCUAGCCCUGUUCCUUUCUGGCAGGUGAGAUUUCAGAGCUAACUCCAGCACCUUAAGGUGGCUCUUUGCUCACAACCUUCUGCUAGCAAGUCAGUGGAAAUCUUGAGUGACAACCAUGCUCAUGGCACAAUUGUAAUUUUUUUUUUUUUUUUUUAUUUAAAAAAUGUUAAUUUCUUAGAUGCAAUCAGACAUCUGUAUUUUACAGUUACAGUUAUAAUCAGACAAUUGUGUUUUACAGCCUAUACUGAUACAGACUGUCUUUCCUAUUGGAAACCAUUCUUCUUUGGGGAAGUCCAGGUUAGUUUCUUAGGCAAAUAAACUGUUAGAAGACUGUAAUUCACGAUCAAACUAUGGCAUUUAAGCUCAGCUCUAAAUCAAACUAGUGUAGUCUGGUUGCUCAUUUCAAGGAAA